This is a messenger RNA of Rhizophagus irregularis DAOM 181602=DAOM 197198, 1624 nucleotides long. RefSeq lists its product as uncharacterized. Gene Ontology annotation, cellular component: Golgi apparatus. The record is from RefSeq and is a predicted model, not a curated record. Lineage: Eukaryota; Fungi; Glomeromycota; Glomeromycetes; Glomerales; Glomeraceae.
UCUUAUAUUCUUUGUUACACAUUUAUUUUUAGUUAGAUCAAAAAAGCAUAAUAAUAACCAAAAUAUGUAUUUCUCAUAAAUCGUCAACCGUUUAACCAAACAAAUUUCAGGGCUGAAAAAUUUUGACUAUAAAUUAAAUCCAUGAAAAAAAAAACUCCCUUUUGAAAAAACUUCUUUUUUCCGCCCUUUUUUUUAUUUUUAAUACGAAGUUUUUUUUUUUAAAAAAAAUAAUUUAUCAUGGCGAAAUUAUCCAUUACGGGGAUAGUCACAUUAGUUUCAAUUUUAUUAUAUGCAAUAAUAUUAACCGCGUUAGAAAUAUUAGUGGUUCUUUUUCAUCAUAACUUCGUUGACCAAUUUGAACUUGACCGUCAAGGAAAAGGUAUAUCCGAGGCUGAUUUAAUUUAUCAUGCAAUAUUCAUGUUAUCACUUGCUUUUCAAGUUUUAUUAUGUGUUGAUGCAUUAUGGAGAAAAAAUUCAAUGCAGUUAAUAGCUUUGGUUUUAUUUAAUCUUCUCUCACUUGUCUAUGCUGGAGUACAACUUUAUCAACAUAUGAUAUUAGAAGAUGAAGGAACCGAAAACGCAAAGUUUGUGCCGAAAGAUGCUAAGUUUCAAACACCAGAAUCCACAAAAGCAUUUUUUAUAAAAAGAAUGAGACCGUUAGAAUAUGUAAUAAUUGGCAUAGUUACUGCUUUUUCGGGAUAUUUAGCAGCAUUAUCAAUUAAAUUAACGAAAGACUUUGGAUGGGAUGUUUAUAGAACUUACUCAGCUGACGUAAAAAUUCGAGAUGCAUUUCGGUCCCUGUCGAUAUUACAAACAUUAAUUAAAUUGGAUAUAUUUUUCAUUGGAUCAUACGCUAUACAGCUUAUUCCUUCACAAAAUAUUGGUUAUUCUAAUUCUAUCGCGGAAACUAUAUUAAUUUUCUUUAUUGGAACUAUAAUGUUAUUGAUGGCUUGGUAUUCUAUAAUGCAAGAGAGCAAAUAUAUUCUACUUUGUGUUAUAAAUCUGUUAACACUUUCUUUGAUUUAUAUGGUUUAUCGCAUAAUUAGUAUUAAUAUACCACGUCCAGAUGAUCCUUAUGAAUUUACUAGACGUCUUUUAACAUUCUUUUUGGCUACUACAAUUUGUUUGGUAUUAUUCACAAUUUUUUAUGCGAUCAAAUGCUUUAAAAAUAUGAUGCAAGGUAACUAUGUAUUCACCACUUAUGGUUUACCUGGUCAAGAACAAAAUGCGCCAGAAAUUCAACAAAAUAUUCCAAAUAGUUUUAAUACUGAAUAUCUUGGUUAUAGUGGUUAUAGUGGUUAUAGUGGUUAUAGUGGUUAUAGUGGUAAUAAUACUGGUAAUAAUAAUAAUUUAGUUCCUAAUGAAACACAAAAAAAAUCGAAAAGAGCUAGUAAAAUUGCUGAAGUUCAAAAUGCUCGGCUUUCUAGAAGAAUAAGUAUUGACUAGUGGCUUAGACUUUGAUAUAACUGUAAAAAAUUAGUAAUUAUUAAUCAUAUUAUAAUCAUUUGUAUAAAUAUUAUAUUGGGAAAGUUAUAAAUAAAAAAAAUUAGUAUUACACAAACACUACAAAAUAAGAAUCGAUCGGUCAAUAUUCUAUACUUGUUUUGACGAAUUUAAUAAAUUU